CCAGCCUCGGAGGAGAGAGGAGGUUCCAGAGGCUCUGUUCCGUCUGAUCACCCUCCAGAGGAGAUCACGAUCAGUGGGAGUUUAGCGCAGCCAAGCGACAGGCAGAAGGCACGUCUCCAGCAACAGGAGAUGGGCUGGGCGAGGCAGGCGGGCGGGCGGGGAUAACUUUGCCUCUUCUAACAGAACCCUUUGCUACCCAGUAGCACCAGCAUUUCACCAAGGAAAGAGUGUGGCAGCAGGCAGAAAGAAAGGAGAAAAGCAAGAAAAGGGAAGUCAUGUAAAAGAAAAUGAAGCGAGCACGAGGUGAAAGAACAGCAGCCAGUGCAGGAAGGUGGAUGUGGCUUCCCUUUUCCUUCAGAAAGGGGGUGAAUUUACCUCAGUGCUGCCUCGGGAAUUAUCCAGGUCCAGAUGUUGCCAGAAAGGAACAAUAAAGAGGGAGACUCAGGGGUGGCUUUUCUUCCUCUUCCCACUUCCCCUGGAUCACCGGUUGUAAGUUGUUAGACGCCCAGCUGCCUAGACUCUGUUUUUGCCUUCGGUGCUGGUGUUCUAAGGUUCAUAUAUACAAUCCUGCUGUCGGCUUGCCCCAACAGCCCUGGAGGUUGAGGGGCGCCUUGGGCUGAGUUCUCCAAAGAACUGUGGAUGGGGCAGAUCCAGUUAAAGGAAUGCCUGGGCGGUGAAAUGUGCUUUGAGGGUGCUGUAGUAGCUGGGGGCUGAGAGAUGUGAGGGGCUGCAAGGAAAGAGAGGAGGAGGUGGAGAGAGGCUCCGGGAGUCACCCGAUUUAAGGCGAAAGCGGCCCAAAGUGACUGCCUGGAAGAUCCGCGACAACUUUUAUGGCUGGGAAAGUGGUCGGGGCGGAUCUGGCUGCUCCUCCUCGUUGAGGAAGGGGCAGGGCCCUCGGGGUUAGAUUGUAAGUGGACUAGGCUUGGAUUCUCUGGAAUUCUCUUCGUCUGGAGACAGCGGAGGGGGGGGGGGGGGGCGUCGCUUUCCCUGGGGCCCCCCGGAUUUCCCGCUUCGGGUCUCAGUAAUGAGGAGACUGAGUUUGUGGUGGGUUCUAAGCAGGAUCUGUCUGCUGCUGCUGCCACCCUGUGCGCUGGUACUGGCCAGGGUCCCCGGCUCCUCAUCCCACCCGCAACCCUGCCAGAUCCUCAAGCGCAUCGGGCACACAGUGCGGAUCGGGGCGGUCCACCUGCAACCCUGGACUACAGCCACCCGUGCUACCAUCAGCAGCGGACAAAGCUGGAGUGGGGCAAGGGAGCAACGUAAUGACAUCUACCCCGGGGGCGCCGUGGCGCCCGCCACAGCAGGGAAACCUGCAGGGGCUGUGGACAGCCAGGCCAGGGCGGAGGCGGAGGCAGUGGCUGCAGUGGCAUCGGUGGAGGCAAGCGAUAGAAGUUGGCGGUCCAGGACCCCCGUUUCCGUUGGUGGGGCAGAGGCGCCAAGCAGCUGGAUUGGGAGCGCCCUGCACAGCAGGGGGGCUGGGCUGCCCGGAGGUGCGAGCGAGUCAACACUCUUUCCGAGGGAUGCUCUGCUCUUCGCAGUGGAGAACCUGAACCGCAUGUCGGGACUUUUGCCUUAUAACUUGUCCCUGGAAGUGGUGAUGGCAAUCGAGGCCGGACUGGGAGACCUUCCUCUCCUGCCCUUUUCCUCUCCGAGCUCAGCCUGGAGCAGUGACCCCGUCUCCUUCCUGCAGAGUGUGUGCCACACUGUGGUAGUACAAGGGGUGUCAGCAUUGCUCGCCUUCCCCCAAAGCCAGGGGGAGAUGCUGGAGCUCGAGUUUAUCAGUUCUGUCUUGCACAUCCCAGUAAUCAGUAUAGUGCGCUACGAAUUUCCUCGGAAGAGUCAGAAUCCCCUUCACCUACAGCUGAGUUUAGAAAAUUCAUUAAGUUCUGAUGCUGAUGUCACUGUCUCAAUCCUGACCAUGAACAACUGGUACAAUUUCAGCUUGCUGCUAUGCCAGGAAGAUUGGAACAUCACAGACUUCCUCCUCCUCACCCAGCAGAGUGCCAAGUUCCACCUGGGAUCCAUUAUCAAUAUCACAGCCAACCUCUCCUCGAGGCAAGACCUACUGAGCUUCUUGCAAGUCCAGCUUGAGAACAUAAAGGACACCACUCCCACCAUGGUGAUGUUUGGCUGUGACAUGGAAAGCAUCCGGAAGAUUUUUGAAAUCACCACCCAGUUUGGAGGGUUGCCUCUGGAGCUCCACUGGGUUCUGGGGGAUUCCCAGAAUGUGGAGGAACUGAGGACAGAAGGUCUGCCUCUGGGUCUCAUUGCACAUGGAAAGACCACCCAAUCUAUCUUUGAACAUUACGUGCAGGAUGCAAUGGAACUGGUGGCAAGAGCCAUUGCCACAGCCACCAUGGUCCAGCCAGAACUUGCACUCAUUCCCAGUACCAUGAAUUGCAUGGAUGAGGGAGUCACCAAUCUCACUUCAGGGCAAUAUUUAUCAAGGUUUCUAGCCAACACUACUUUCAGGGGUCUCAGUGGUUCCAUCAAAGUGAAAGAAUCCACCAUCCUAAGCUCUGAAAACAACUUUUUCAUCUGGAAUCUACAGCAUGACCCAGUAGGGAAGCCAAUGUGGACCCGCCUAGGCAGUUGGCAGGGAGGGAAGAUAGUCAUGGACUACGGAAUAUGGCCAGAACAAGCCCAAAGGCACAGAACCAACUUUCAACACCCAGCCCGGCUACACCUAAGAGUGGUCACCCUGAUUGAGCACCCAUUUGUCUUUACACGCCAGGUGGAUGAUGAUGGUCUGUGCCCUGCUGGUCAGCUCUGCCUGGACCCACUGACAAACAACUCCUCCAUAUUGGAUGGCCUUUUUGAAAGCCUCCAGGGUGAUAAUGAUACAGUGCCCAUUAAAUAUAAGAAGUGUUGCUAUGGCUACUGCAUUGAUCUUUUGGAAAAGCUGGCAGAAGACCUGAACUUUGACUUUGACCUCUACAUUGUUGGAGAUGGAAAAUAUGGAGCCUGGAAAAAUGGCCACUGGACCGGGCUAGUUGGUGACCUCUUAAGUGGGACAGCACACAUGGCAGUCACUUCCUUUAGCAUAAACACUGCUCGAAGUCAGGUGAUUGAUUUCACCAGCCCCUUCUUUUCCACCAGCUUGGGCAUCUUAGUGAGAACCCGAGACACAGCAGCUCCUAUUGGAGCCUUCAUGUGGCCACUCCACUGGACAAUGUGGCUGGGGAUAUUUGUGGCUCUCCACAUUACCGCCAUAUUCCUUACUCUAUAUGAAUGGAAAAGUCCUUUUGGAAUGACUCCCAAAGGGCGGAAUAGGAGUAAAGUCUUCUCCUUCUCUUCAGCCUUGAAUGUCUGCUAUGCUAUCCUGUUUGGCAGAACUGUGGCCAUCAAACCUCCCAAAUGCUGGACUGGAAGGUUUUUAAUGAAUCUCUGGGCUAUUUUCUGUUUGUUUUGCCUUUCCACAUACACAGCAAAUCUGGCUGCUGUCAUGGUUGGAGAGAAAAUCUAUGAAGAGCUCUCUGGGAUACAUGACCCAAAGCUUCAUCAUCCCUCCCAAGGCUUUCGCUUCGGAACAGUUCGGGAGAGCAGUGCUGAAGAUUAUGUGAAGCAAAGCUUCCCAGAGAUGUAUGAAUAUAUGAGAAGGUACAAUGUACCAGCCACCCCAGAUGGAGUGGAGUAUUUGAAGAAUGAUCCAGAGAAGCUAGAUGCCUUCAUCAUGGACAAAGCCCUCCUUGACUACGAAGUGUCCAUUGACGCUGACUGCAAACUGCUCACAGUGGGGAAACCAUUUGCCAUUGAAGGCUAUGGCAUUGGCCUUCCUCCAAACUCUCCACUGACCUCAAAUAUAUCAGAACUUAUCAGCCAGUACAAGUCACAUGGAUUUAUGGACGUGCUGCAUGACAAGUGGUACAAGGUGGUUCCCUGUGGCAAGAGAAGUUUUGCUGUCACUGAGACUUUACAAAUGGGUAUUAAGCACUUUUCUGGACUCUUCGUGAUGCUGUGCAUUGGCAUUGGGUUAUCUAUCUUAACAACCAUUGGAGAGCACAUAGUGUACAGGCUGAUCCUACCACGAAUCAAAAAGAAAUCCAAACUGAAAUACUGGCUUCACACCAGUCAGAGGUUACAUAGAGCUCUAAAUACCUCGUUUGUGGAGGAGAAGCAGCAGCUCAAGACAAAGCAAGGGGAGAAAAGGUCCAAUGCAGCAAACAGUCAGCUCAGUGUAUGGAAUACUGCCAACCUGAGCCACUGUAAUCGUCGGAAAUACACACACAGUGAAGAAGGGCAAAGCCACCUGAACACACACCCCCAUCAGGGCAUCUCCCUCCCUAUAGUGAGGAGAGAGAUUCCCACUUCCCUCACCACCAAUGGGAAACCAGAUUCCCUAAAUACUGCUAGGACCUCAGUGACCCAGGAGCUCACCGAGCUGGAGAAGCAGAUCCAGGUGAUCAGGCAAGACCUACGGCUGGCCAUGAACAGGAAGACCCAACUGGAAGAAUAUCAGAGGGCAAACAGGACAGUCGAAUCUUAAGUGAUCAAAUCUCUAUCUGUUCUGUCAUGACCUUUGUCCUUCCCCCAAGCCACUCUCAUACCUUCUCUAAGCCCUCUGUAAAAUUUGUAAUGCACUUUUGUAACUGCUGGCAGUGGUGAAGGAGAUUGAAAUAAUUGCUUCUCCUUAGAAGGCAACCUCAAAGUGGCUCAUCCAUUUCCAUCCUCUAGGGUAUUCUUAUUCAGAGAAAGAAUCUGUUCUUUCCUCCAUGUGAACUUUGAAUCAGUCAAGGGCAAUUUGGACAAAAGGAACUAUGAGCAAACCAGACCUUAUUCAUCUCCUGUUUCCUUCUUCACCUGGUGCCACUACAUUUCUGGUUUUUAGCUCUUUCUGUGCAUUAAAAAAAAAAUGUCAAUCAGGCCUGUGUCUCUUACUGGAUUUGGUAUUUUUACUAAUACGAGCAUACCUCGACUAACAUGAUUAAUCAGGUGUGAUAAUGUUAUAGGAGAUAGCCAAUUCCACAGGCACAAUGUUUUCAGUGAUUAGUUGGCCUGACAGUGGUACAUUGAGGUUUCAUGAUGUGACAAUGUGGUUACUAAGUGUUAAUGUUAUAGCACAAGUAUUUUGGACAGGACAAUGUUAGGCGAGGUAUGAUUGUAUAGAAUAGUUACCCAAAACUAUACAUUUUGGUAAUAUUUCUUCAAUUUAAUUUAACUCAAAUUUGAAUUUGUGGACUUUUGGGGGGGAGUAGCGGGUGGGCAAUGAAAAAAAAAUGACAUGAAUCCUCAAAAAGCUAAUUGGGAUUCCACACAGCAACAAGGUUGAUUCUGUUAAGACUCCAUUAGAGCCAAUCUUGCUGAAAAAUUAAUGGCAUCUUAUUCUGUCAAAUUAAGCUUUCUUUACAAGUGUGUGCCUUUUGUAAGAGACAAAAAAAAAGAGAGAAAAAGACAAAGGGAUGAAGCAUUUCUGAAGAACAUCUAUGUUUACUAUUUGUAAUAGGAUGUGUGUGACUGUGAAUCCUGUGAAAAUGUUUGUGCAAACCAUGUGGUGGGUUAAUUCUCAAAGUAGCAACAACCUAUCCUCCCAAUGUAGGAAGCCCCAAAACUGAUCCUCAUGCAUGCGACUGAACCUGCUCCAUCCCAUGCUUGAACUUUCAGGCACCUAUCCUUCCUUUUUUGUGAAAAAAUUGUGUUAUCUGCCAAAUGCCCCAAACACCAAAGGCAUAUUGUAAUGAUCCUUGGUUUCUCCAGUUGGUAUCUCUAGCACAUUUAUCACCUCCAUGAUGUUGGAUCAGAGUAAUCUAGUUGUCUCUAUUUAGCUACCUCCAAACCCCAAAAUAGCUCUCUGGAGAAACAGGAUCAAGAGGGAGACAGGGAAGCCUAAGGAUCUCAGCUGCACAGAGCCCUAAGAGUCAUGAAAAGUAAUACUUACUGCCUUUGGGAUAAUAUGCUUACAAUGUCACCUUCCACAGCCACUAAGGCACCAAAAAAUGUCACUCAGGAAUAGAUUCUCCUUUAUGUCAAUUACAUUCUUUUAUUUUUUUCCCAAUACUCACCAUUUAUUACCAAUUUCUCCAUUCAUUCGACCUUUAUUAAGCAUCUAUUACGUGCAAGGAAUUGCACUACAUGUUGGUGGAUAGGUGAGUAUAAAAUCUUCAUAGUCCCUGCCUUCACUUUUGAGUGCCUCUUAAGUGUCUGGCACAGAAGUUGGCCACAACGAGUCAGCCACAACCAGUCAGCUUGACAAGUAGUUAAGUCACCUCCAUCAAGUGGCUGAAAGGGCUCCUAGCCCCCAACUGUCCCUCACUUUAUACUAUGGCAUUUGAAAUUUCUGUUAAGAGGAAGUUAAGAGGAGAACUGGGGGCUCCUAUUAUCCAAAAUACUAGCUGAAUAAUACCUUAAGCCUUGAUGGCAUUAAGUCACAAUAGGAAAAUGAAUCAACAAAAAACUAGAGAUACUCCAAGAAGAGGAAAUAGGAAAAGGGACUAAAAACCUUCAAAAAUUUCAGUUAACCCUGCUCUUAGACGAUUACUCAUAGGGCUCUAAAAUAAGAACUCCUAAGUUUGAAGGCACAUCUCUAAAACUAUCUCCCAGAAUUUUCUAAUGACAGCCCAGGACACUGUAGGGACCAGAUCAUUACCCUCUGUGCACCUCUUAUCCAGAAGGUUUAUGUACAGGUGUACCUCACUUCACACAAUUGCCAAGUUCUGGAAAAGUUGCCUGUAAAUGGAAAUUUUUGUAAAUCUAAUUAUAUUCUAACUGCAUUUGGGUGGCUAAUUACUUAGAGGAACCCAGCAGUCUUUUGUAAAGUGAAGACUCCUUUUGUAAUGCAAAUAAUUAUCCCCUAAUUUAUUUGUUUUCUAAGUUUGGGUUUUUUAAUAAAGGAUUUACUUAAAGCAGGGCACACAUCAAUAUAAAGACAUUUUUGAGGAAUGCUCUUUGGGGUUUCUCUACCUUGUCGCAAAAUAGGCAGUAAUUUUUGCUCCAUUUAGUCACUCAGUGUCUAUUCUAGACUAUGGAGUGAUAACUGGUUAUAUCACCAGUGAGCCUGGGGUAGAAAUGUAGUAGCCAUCUGAGGGUACCAGGUGUUGUGGGUUGUCAUCAGAUUUACUGUAAUUGAUGUUGCUUGAAAUGAUUUCAUUUUCUGGAAAAAAAAAUUUCUUGUGAUGAAAUGAAACUGUUUUCAUGUUAAAUUGUGAUGGUUAUUUUUAUUGCUGGUGGUUGAACAGUGUUUUGCAACUU
Messenger RNA from Monodelphis domestica (gray short-tailed opossum), 7185 nucleotides. RefSeq names its product glutamate ionotropic receptor NMDA type subunit 3A (gene GRIN3A). The record is from RefSeq and is a predicted model, not a curated record. Gene Ontology annotation, cellular component: membrane. NCBI's taxonomy places the organism in Eukaryota, Metazoa, Chordata, Mammalia, Didelphimorphia, Didelphidae. Gene Ontology annotation, biological process: monoatomic ion transport. Gene Ontology annotation, molecular function: signaling receptor activity; ligand-gated monoatomic ion channel activity.